Centrocercus urophasianus (Greater sage-grouse) is the source of this 689-nucleotide messenger RNA. RefSeq names its product interleukin-8-like. The record is from RefSeq and is a predicted model, not a curated record. The transcript has 4 exons. Bases 19 to 339 code for a protein of 106 amino acids. Gene Ontology annotation, molecular function: CXCR chemokine receptor binding; chemokine activity. Gene Ontology annotation, cellular component: extracellular region. Gene Ontology annotation, biological process: chemokine-mediated signaling pathway; neutrophil chemotaxis; cellular response to lipopolysaccharide. Lineage: Eukaryota; Metazoa; Chordata; Aves; Galliformes; Phasianidae.
GCUGCAGCCACUGUGAGGAUGCGAGCACUGGCGUGGGGUGGGACAGGAGCUGCUGCGCUCCCAUGGAUGGUGCUGCUGCUGGUGUUGGUGGUGAUGUCAGUGUCCCAAGCAGCCAUCCUGGAAGUAAACGGAAACCUGAGCUGUAGGUGCGUAAAGACAACUUCAGACUACAUCAGCCCUAAGAGAUAUGACAGCAUUGAAUUAAGGCCCAUGGGAAGCACUUGCAGGCGCACAGAAAUCAUCAUUAAACUGAAAUCCUCAGCGAAAGUGUGUGUGAACCCUGAGGCCCCUUGGGUAAAGAAACUGCUGAAGCGCGUUGCCGGCAUGAAGAAAAGAUAAGCUUCCUGCUAAGGAAGUUGGUGUUCGGAAGGCAUGGUGUGUUCUGUCUUGAGACCUCAAGUCAAAUAAAAUUUGGGUUUUUCUUCCCUUGUGUUUUCCCUUGAACUGAAUUUUAAGGGACUGCAUUGAGCGUUGAUCAACCCCACUCGUGUUGCUUUCCUGGUGAAGAAAUCACUGCCGCCUGUGCCUGGUGCUCUGUGAUUGAUAUCCUUUCACAGAGGGGCUUUGUGCACACAGUAUUGUUGCCGUAGAUCAGGUGUGUUAGGGGAUGGGGGCACAAGCUUUCUCACAGAUUCAGCACAUGCAGCCACAUCCAAGUGCAGGUGUUCACAGUGAGUAUGGGGUUUGCA